CGAAGCGUUUAUUUAUUUCGUUUAACAUUCGUGAUAGACUUAAGGGCGUGCGUUUCGCCGAACUGGGCCGGUGGCGCGUGUUUCUCCACCCGUUUCCAUUCGCCCAACCCCCACAAACCACAAAAGCCCGCCCUUCUUCAGUCCGAGCAACCGAACGUGAUAACACCCCCUUACGCAACGUCACUCCCGCCGUCAUGGGACUUGUAGUCCGCAGCGCUUAGAAUCGAACGCGCGCCGCUCGCUUCGAAACUACAAGCCCCAACCGUCACCACGCCCACCAUCCAAUCUGAAUAUGUGGGAGGGGAGCAUCCGCCCACAAAAGCCACAGCAAUUUUAGAGUGCCUCAAAUGCAAUUGUGCAUCAAAAAAGUGAACAAUUGGAAAUUCGGGAAAUGUCGUGAGUGAAUCCCGCACACGGAGACAUCCGAGAGAGAGAGAAACGGAGCGGCCCGCGCGUGACGGUUUGGCAUUCAAAGAUAUUUAAAUGAAAGUGGGUGGGCCUUCGCGAGGACGGCGCUCUCUGACAGACCUGCGCUUAUAUCCGCGGAGGAAUAUUAUUUAAUUCCGGAUCUAACAGCGCAGUUAGGCCCGCGUUGAACGCUUAAGAGACCGUAGCCGCUCGAAGCGAGACUCUCGGACUCGCUUGGCAUUUUGUGUUCCGUUAUUGAAGGGUGUUUUUGCAUUGGCACCGCCCUUCCUGGCGGGGUGGGUCCGUGCGUCAGAGCUGCGCCACAGUCUGCGGCCGCUGGAGAAAAUAGGCCGUCCUUCUGCUGGGCUGCUGCCUGCCUUCUGCCUGCCUUCCACGGCGUCCGGCCUUUUUUCUCUUAAACAACUCCUCUCCGGGUUUCAUUAAUGCGGAAUGAGUGAUCAAAAGAAGGAAGCCAUGGCCACCGAUGGGGGGAAAGCCGGUGGAGGUGAAGUUGGUGCAAAAGGGUUCGAUGCACAGCCGUCUCCUCUCGCAUUGCUGGCGGCGACAUGCAGUAAAAUAGGUGGUGCUGGCGGCGAGGGUCAGGCGGCCACGCAACAGCAGAUAAUAAUCGACCCCAACCAGGGUCUGCUUCAGCUCCAGAACCCCACGCAGCAGCUCGAGCUGGUUCCUGCACAGCUGACGGGAAACGGCUGGCAGAUCAUAGCCACUUCCCCUACCGCUGCAACCAAGGACAGCGUUCAGCAGCAGGCAGCCAACGAGAGCGCAGCGGGGCGAAAGGUCAAGGCCGCGGGUUCGAAUAACGCACCUGGCUCACAGCAGCAACAGCAGUUUCAAAUUAUCCAGGUGCAGAAUCUGCCGAACUCGUCGGGCGGGAUUCAGUAUCAAGUCAUCCCACACCUUCAGACCGCCGACGGACAGCAGAUCCAAAUAAGCCCUAGUAACCCCACGGCCUUAAGCGUCCAGCCCGAACAGAUCCAGCUCAUUUCCACCGGAAACAACCAAGCCAUUCUGGCCACGCCCCAAAGGGCGGGAUCAACCGGCAUCGUCGCGCAAAACCAGACGAUUCCGCUUCAAAUCAGGCCGUCGUUUCCUUUGCAGCUGCAAACUAUUCAAGGUUCGCAAGCGCCAAUGGUGACGACGCUACCCAUCAACCUCGGCGGCGUGACUUUGGCGUUGCCGGUUAUUAAUAACGUUGCUGCUGCAACAGGGGGCGGAGCUUCAGUUCAACUCGUCCAAUCAGGCGACGGAAGCAUUUCAAAUGGAAACCAAGCAGGCACAGCGGAAUCCACAUGCGGGACGGCCAGCGACGCAAUAGCAGAUGCUACGACAUUAUCUAACGCAGCCGAAAGCCAGAAAGACAGUCAAGCGGGCGAGUCGGACGCCCAGAAUCUCGCCCAAUCCAAUGGCCUCCAAUCUGUAUCCGAGCAGCCCGGCCAAAUCCAGCAGUUCCAAAUCGUAGGGCAUCCGGUUCUCCAGCAGAUCCAGUCGCCCCAACAGCAAGUAGUCCAGGGCUCCAUACAGACUUUGCAACCGGUGCAGCAGAACCUCCAGCUACAGGCCUUCCAGAACCCCACGCAGGUUCUGAUCCGGACGCCCACGCUCACCCCGUCGGGUCAGAUCAGCUGGCAGACCGUCCAGGUGCAGAACGCAGGCAUGCCCCAGCAGCUGACGCUCGCGCCCGUGGUGUCCAGCUCAAGUGGGGCGACGUUCACGCAGAUCGCCCCGCUGACGCUCGGUGGGUCACCCAUCACGCUCAGUGCCGCCCAGCUGCCCUCGGGGACCGGUGUGCAGACGGUGAACAUCGCGGGGCUGGGGGCGGCUGGAGUGCAGAUGCAAGGCGUUCCGCUCACCAUCACCGGCGUGCAAGGUCAGCAGCAACGACAAGAGGGUCAAAAAUCACACUCCCCCCCUGACACUCACACUCCUGACCAUACUCCAGACACGAGUCCAGAGCAGAUGGGGCAGGUCCAGAGCCCGUCGGACCAGGAGGGUCAGCCCGGCAAGAGGCUGCGCAGGGUGGCCUGCUCCUGCCCCAACUGCAGGGACGGAGAGGGGAGAAAUAACAGUGACCCAUCAAAGAAGAAGCAGCACGUGUGUCACAUGGAGGGCUGCGGGAAGGUUUACGGCAAAACGUCUCACCUGAGGGCUCACCUGCGCUGGCACACGGGAGAGAGACCGUUCGUCUGCAACUGGAUCUUCUGCGGGAAACGCUUCACCAGGAGCGACGAGCUUCAGCGGCAUCGCAGGACGCAUACAGGUGAGAAGAGGUUUGAGUGUCCGGAGUGCUCCAAGAGGUUCAUGCGGAGCGACCACUUGUCAAAGCACAUCAAAACCCACCAGAACAAAAAAGGUGGGGCGGCACUAACCAUCAUCACCACAGAUGAGAUGGAGGAGGAGGUGGACGAGUCGCUGGGCUCGCCGAGGAUCGUCACUGUGGCGUCGCUCUCGCAGGAUUCGAACCCGGCCACGCCCACCACUUCAAACAAUUUAGAGGAGGAGUUCGAGUAGUUUUCCCUCCAAAAAUGAUCGGCUGAAAGCACCACGAUAUCGUUUGUCGGUUUGUUUAUAGGUUGAUUUGUUUAUGUUCAUCAUUCUUUUUCUAUCGACGAUGGACAGCUGUUUGAGCGCACUCGAUUUUUCAUAUGGAAAUUUAAUACUAUCAAAUAUUAUGACAAAGAAUAAUCUAAUGGAAAUAUGGAAUAGUAUGAGUUGUUAAGAGACAAGUUGAACGAUGGCGUUUGUUUUGUUAUGAGUAGCACAAGAAGUACUGAAGUUCCCAGAUGCUCCUGAAGAUGUCGCUAUGCACAAAAAUAAUAUAUAUGUGUUUUCAAAGUGGUUUCUAUGGAAAGUCGUUUCCGCCACAUGAUACAAAAAAUAAAAAAGGUAAUUAUGAUUAUUUAUUUUUAUUUCACAAUUCUGGCUUUUUUUUCCUCGUAAUUCUGUUUUUAUUUUGUAAAUCAGAAUUUUCCUUUGAAUUCUAAGUUUAAAUAUCGCAAUUCUAACUUUUUCGCACAAUUCUGAGUUUUUAUCUUGCAUUUCUGACUUUUUUUUUUUAUUAUUCAAAAUUUUUAUCUUUCGCAAUUCUGACUUUUUCCUUUGAACUCCAAGUUUACUUCUCGCAAAUGUUUUUUUUUUUUUUUUCUGCCAUGGAAUAAAAUAGAUAAUUUUUGCAAGAUUCAGACUUUUUUCUCACAAAUUGUGACUUUCAUUCUUUUAAUUCUGAUUUAUAUAUAUCGCAAUUCUCACUUUUUUCCUUUUAAAUUCUGAGUUUGUAUCUAUAUCUUAUAUUUUUUUCACCAUGGAAUAAAAAAUAAAAAAGGAAACUUGCGACUUUUUAUCUCGCAGUUCAGACUUUGAGAGUAUAUAUCGAGAGUUUAUAUCUCACAAUUCUGAGUUUUUCCGCAAUAAUACAUUAUAUCAAACAAAAAUAUGAAUUGUGAGAUGAAAUCUCAGAAUUGUGAGAAAAAUAGUUUAAAUUGUGAUAUAAACUCAGAACUGCGUGAAAAAUAUCAAAAUUGUGAGAUACAAUGUACAAUUGCGAAAAAAGGUCCGAAUGGUGUUAUAAACUUGAAAUUGCGAGGAAAGGCAGUCUGAAUUGUUCUAUACAAAUUCGCAAUUCAUUUAAGAAAAAAAAUUCUGUGGCGGAAACAAGUUUUCAUAGGUUUCGGAUCGAACAUGCAGUCGGGGAUGAGAAUCUCAGAGCUUCACGCGAUGGUCUGUGGUUUUGUGUACGAUCAGGCUAGAAAGAUGAGCACCUAACAGAUAUUAAGUACACGAUUAGAGUCGCAGCACAAGCUAGAAAGCGACGCUGUCUGUGAUUGGAGCGUGUCGCGAAGCGUCAGCCAAUCGCGGCCUCGUGUACAGAACGCUUUAUAAUUCAAGCAUAUAUAAUAAUAUAAUCGACGAUUCAGCAGUCAAACUUUUAUGUAGGAGAAACGAGAUUAUAGAGACGGGCUAUUUAAAGAAAAGCACAUUAGAUUUACAAAUAAUGCAUUCCAGUUACGAUUACUUUAGAAAAAAAUAAAAUAAACGAGAAAGAAAACAAUCUAGCUUUCCGAGACAUGCUAUGUUAAACGAAAGCAAUACUAUAAAGACAAUCUUUGCCAUGUUUACAUUACCGAGGGGUAGAAUAUGUUUAAGAAAAACACCUGGAGAAGUUCUCUCUGAUCUCAAGUCAUAUAAACUGUACUCUGAUGCCUUAACAAACACUGCAGUACCACUAUGUUACGGCUGGGCAGGGGAACGUGGGGCUUCGACUGUGUUUUCAGAAAUAUUCGUGUGCAGGUGACCGCAUUUAGCUUUUUAUAUACGAUGGCGAACACUGUGGGAGCGAGCGACGAUCUGCUUCAGCCCUCGUGAAGAUCCCCCGACCCGCGUCGAUGUGUCGCCCGUCGGCUUUCUCGCGCUCUCCAAAGAGAUUCGGCCCACCGACUCCCUCCAAACGCUCCCUCCGGGUCACGGCGGGGCGAGAAACACACCCUGAAGCCACUUCGAUGAGUUUGAUGUUGAGAAAUCUGUGCCGUGGCGUUCUUAAUCGUGACUUUCGUUUGAUUUGGUUUCAUUUCGAGCCCGUUUUUCUCGUGUGCGCGUGUCUAAUUUAUUAUUUAUCCUUCUAUUAUUAUUAGUAUUUGCUAAUGUGUAUUGUGCGCUGCUAAUGCAGAGAUAUGACGUGCUGCAUGGUUCAUUUCCGCUAACAAUCUCUAUUUAGUAACGAUCUGUUAUUUCUAAUCGUGGUCCUUUUAGAAGUAAAACCAUGGCUUUUAAUUUAUCUGACGUUUCGCACCAUGACGUGUUUCAAAUGGAGAAAAAAAAAAGUUUAAAAAGAAAUGGUUGAUACCAAACAAUUAUAAAUAGAUGUUUUUUGGUAAUAUUUUCUGUGGCGAGCGAUUUUCUUUAAUAUUUUCUAGUGACACCUCAUUUGUAAAUCAUUUUUCUAAGAUGUUCCUUUGUCCUCAUGGCAUUUGAUAAUGGGUUUUUUGCCAGGUUAGCCUGAAAGGCUGCAGUUUAUUGAUAUUUUUAAAAUAACUUUGUACAAACGUGUUAUGUUAAUGGGUAAAAAAAAGGGGGGGGGGGACUUUGCCUGCAUAACACUUAAAAAUUAAAGUGAGUAAUUCUGUCUUAAAGA
Molecule: messenger RNA, 5554 nt
Organism: Cyprinus carpio (common carp)
Lineage: Eukaryota; Metazoa; Chordata; Actinopteri; Cypriniformes; Cyprinidae
Product: transcription factor Sp4-like
Exons: 7
Coding region: 859-2937 (692 amino acids)
Biological process (GO): regulation of transcription by RNA polymerase II
Molecular function (GO): RNA polymerase II cis-regulatory region sequence-specific DNA binding; DNA-binding transcription factor activity, RNA polymerase II-specific
Source: RefSeq, a predicted model, not a curated record